UACCACAAGAACUCCGCUUCUUUUCUCUCGCGCUCGGCGUUCGGAGCUCCAUCCGGGGAUUAGAGGCCUCGCGCGUUGGGGAAUCCCCUCAAAGGAGACAUCUUUCUGCCGUUUUCCUUCGCUAUAGGAGCAUCCUCACCUUCUCUUGAUCUUUCUCUCCAUUUUUUUGUGGAUUUUUUUUGCGAUUUUUUGGGUUUUUUUGUUUGCGAUUUUUAUUUCAGGGUGGAAAGGAGGGUUUCUUGGGUGAUUGGGCUGUAGAACGAUCGAUACUGUUGAGAUUUUAGCCUGUUGGAUUUCGAUUUUGUUUGGUUUUUCAUCUAAUGCCUCUUUUGUGUUCUGGACUUAGGGUUUUCUUCUGCCUCUCGCCUGUGUGUUAAGAUUAAGAUCCCUCGUUGUGUCGCUGGAUAGGGUGAUUGUAGAAGAUGUCUACACAAUAUCCCAUUCUUGAUAACCGACCCAUCAACCAGUGGAAGGUUGUUGAAUUAAAAGAUGAGCUCCGGAGAAGAAAAAUCACAAUAAAAGGUGUGAAGGAGGAUUUAGUAAAGCGACUAGCUGAAGCUAUUCGGAGAGAGAGGGAACUAGAGAAGGAACAUGAAGCAUAUGCUGGUGCUGAACCUGAAUCCAAUCCUGCCAAUAAGCAUGAUGAAGAGAUAGCUGAGCCAUUGACAGAGGAUAAUAUAAAGGUCAUAGCAGACGAGAACAUGAAACCUGCUUCUGAUUGCACACCGGUUAACAAGAAAGAUGUCGAUUUAGAUGUUAACCAAGACUAUGGGGAUAAGUCUGUUGAUUCAACUGUGGGCACCGAAAUGGAAGGGACACCAGAUGGUACAGCUGCAAAUGCACUCACCAUAGAACACAGUGCAACUGAGACUCAUAACUUGAUUACACAAAUGGAUUCAAGCGGCAAUGAUUUGGGGUAUAAUGAACGGGAGAAGGACUUGAAGCUUUCUGCUGAAGACAGCUUGAAGUGUGAUAAAUUGGAUGAGAACCUGAAGCCUCCUGGUGAGGAUGCUACACAAUUCAAUGAAAUGGAUGAGGAUUCAAAGCCUCUUGCUGAAGAGACCUUAAAAUAUGCUGAACAGGAUGAAGAUUCAAAACCCCAUUCCCAUGAUGUCAAGCUUGAACCACAGGAGCAAAACAAUAAGGUAUCUGAGAUCAACCAGGAUUUAGAUUGUCCAGCAAAAUCUGAAUUUGGUUCUAAUGAUUCUGUGUCAAUCAAUAUAAAGGAUGAACUAAAGGAUAGUUUAAAUGCUGAUAAUGCCAGUUUAGAACCGGAAGCUAAAUCAGAGACAUUGCCUUCACCAUCCAUCAAUGAUCAUUCUGUUGGCAGUGGUUCAUGCAUGGUGGAUGAUGUACAAGAGCUGAAUGACAAACCUGUUUCUUUUGUAGAUGUUGAUGAUGUCAAGACUGUUACAGAUGCUGAUCUUAGCAAGAAGAAUGAUAUUGUAGAUGGGGAAUCUCCAGAAAAGCUUAACUUGGACAGGAGUUCUGGUGAUGACUCAAUGGAUGAGGAUGUGUUGGAAACUAAGCAGAUUGAGUCUAAUGAUAAUUCUGACAAGCUGGGAGGAAAGAUUGAGGACAUCAAAGCACAAGUUGGAAAAGCGGAAAACCUUGUUGAUGUUGCCAUGCUACCAGCGGAGGACACUAUUGCUGAUGACAAUGGUGAACCCGCAGCUUCAACUGAGAAAAGAAAAGUGGAAGAAAACCAAGGAUCUGCUGCCACAAACCCGCCAAAGCGACAACGAAGAUGGAACUCAGAGAGCAUUAAGGUUGCUGAUCUGCAGCCAUCCAACAUCAGUCCAAUAACUACACCAAAAGAUGUAUUUCAGCCAAGUACUAAGCGCUUAUUUAAUAGGUCUGAUUCCUCGGUCAGCAGAGAGGCUCUGAAGGAACGGAUAGUACCACCGUCACAAAAUACUGCUACCAAUUCUUUGAGAAUUGAUCGAUUUUUGCGGCCCUUUACUCUCACUGCGGUGAAGGAACUCCUUGGAAAAACUGGAACUAUUUGCAAUUUUUGGAUGGACCAGAUCAAGACCCACUGCUAUGUCACUUACUCAUCGGUUGAGGAGGCCAUAGCCACUCGAAAUGCUGUUUACAAUCUUCAGUGGCCCCCGAACGGAGGACGUCUUCUGGUGGCCGAUUUUGUUGAUCCACAAGAAGUAAAAGUUUGUGUCGAAGGCCCUCAAGUGCUACCAUCACCGGUCGCCCCAAGUCCAUCCACUCCAACAGCCCCUCCGGUUCAGACACAACCGGCAUUCCUAUCUCAACCACGCCAAGAUGUCUCAAAGCUGCACCUUCCGUCUCCGCUGCCAGCUAAAACCGAUACACGUCCAGAACCUCCAGUUAUCCCAAAGAAACCAGAACCAGAACCAGAACCGCCCCUUUUGACCCUCGAUGAUCUCUUCCGGAAGACGAAGGCUACUCCGAGGAUCUAUUACCUGCCUUUAUCUGAAGAAGAGGUCGCAGCCAAGAUUACCGCGGAAAAGCAGCGAAGAAGAUCAUAGUCGGCUUUCUCGAGUUCUCUUCAGUUGAAGUUAGCUUCAGAUGAAAAUGUUGGUUAAAAAUUAUCCUUAGGUUAAUGAAGAAAAAGAAAACUUUGCCUUUAGCUUAGCUAGUUUUUGCAGUGUAGAUCAUUCAUACAUCUUUUGUGUGUAUGUUCAACUAACUGUUUGAAUGUUUUUAUUUUUUAUAUUUAUUUAUAUAUAUAAAAUAAGAGAAAGUCCAGCUC
This is a messenger RNA of Dioscorea cayenensis subsp. rotundata (Guinea yam), 2728 nucleotides long. RefSeq names its product apoptotic chromatin condensation inducer in the nucleus. The record is from RefSeq and is a predicted model, not a curated record. Gene Ontology annotation, molecular function: nucleic acid binding. Lineage: Eukaryota; Viridiplantae; Streptophyta; Magnoliopsida; Dioscoreales; Dioscoreaceae. Bases 423 to 2504 code for a protein of 693 amino acids. The transcript has 5 exons.